UUUUUUUCUACUUCACAAAGCCAGCGUGCAUGAUGAUAAGAGACUGAGUUAUUUCUAAUAAACCAAACAGAAGCAAGAUGAGUGAAAAAGUACGUCUGAUUUCAAAAGAAGAUGACGUUCAUCCAGCAGAGGGAAAACCAUCUGCUGCACUUAAACGAAUAAAACAAACAUCGCUGAAACUCUCUCACAUACACCAGAAAGCAGAGGCUCAUGAGAAGACAGAGAAAACGACAGAGGAAGACACCACAAGAUCAACUACACCUGAUCUGCGAAUCAUUCUUCUGGGUAAAACUGGAUCAGGAAAGAGCUCAACAGGAAACACUAUACUGGAUAACAAAUAUUUUAAGGCAGACUUUUCAGCAGUUUCAGUGACUAAAACCUGUGAGAGUGGAAAGCUAAAGAUCGGAGAGCGGAUCAUCUCAGUCGUCGACACUCCGGGUUUGUUCGAUACGACGAUGAGCAAACAGAAGAUGAAGGAUGAAAUCGUGAAGUGCGUCUAUAAGUGUCUCCCGGGUCCACACGUGUUUCUGCUGGUGGCCAGACUGGGCGUGAGAUUCACAGAUGAAGAGAAGAGCGCGGUGAAGUGGAUUCAGGAGAACUUUGGAGAAAAAGCUCCUCGUCACACUAUUGUUCUGUUCACUCAUGCCGAUCAGCUCAAGAGGAAAACAUUAGCUGCGUAUAUUAGAGAAAGUGACGAACUCCAGGCUCUUGUUGACGAGUGUGGAGGCAGAUUUCACUCAUUCCAUAAUGAAGAUACAAGUGAUCGAACACAGGUCAACAAACUGAUGGAGAAGAUUGAGAAGUUGGUGCAGGAGAAUGGAGGUCAAUAUUAUACAGAUGAGAUGUUUCAGGAAGCGCAGAGAAAAAUACUCAACAGAGAACAGUUUUGGUCUGGAAAACCAAGGAUCGUACUGCUGGGUAAAACUGGAUCAGGAAAGACCAGUGUUCUGGAAACCAUUGUAAACAAGGAGUGUUUUGAGUGGAAAAAUCCCCCAAACACAGAAACCAGUGAGCUCCAUGAAGCACACGUGUGUGGAAAGAGCAUCACCAUAAUCGACACUCCAGGGCUGACUGAUGCCUCUCAGAAGAAGAGGAAAGAGGAAAUCCAGAAGUUGGUCAUCAUGUCAGCUCCAGGUCCUCAUGUGUUCCUGCUGGUCAUCAAAGUCAAUUCAAGAUUCACAGAGGAAGAGAAAAACCUCAUGAACUGGCUUCUGGAGAACAUCGGAGAAGAUGCUGCACAUUACUCCAUCAUUCUGUUCACUCAUGUGGAUUUGGAGAAAUUGAUCAGCAAAAAUAAUGAAGACAGUCCUGAUUUUGAUGCGUUUGCGGGGAGUUUUAGUAGCAGAUAUCACUCAUUUAAUAAUCAAGACUCUGAGAACUGUACUCAGGUAAGCGCACUACUGGAGAAGAUCGAGAAAACGGCAGAGGGAAACAGAUGGCAGUACUACACGAAUGAGAAGUUUCAGAAAAUAAUAGAGAGAGAUGUGUAUUUGGAGAAGGUCAAGGAAACUCUGCAUAAAGUAGCACUGGGAGUGGGGCCGGUGGGAGCAGCGGCGAUGGUGACCGGAGGUGUGGUUCUGGGUGUGACUGAGCUGGUGCUAGCCCCAGCGAUACUGCUAGCUGGUGGGGGUCUGUUUAUAGCUGGAGCAGCUGGAUUGUACUUGGGGAAAAAACUGAUCAAAAAAUGACCCGGAUACUUUUAAACCAGGGGGGCUUUCAGUUAAAUGGAGGGAGAUCUACCUGUUCCUGGAGAUCUACCUUCCUGCAGAGUUCAGCUCCAUCCCUGAUCAAACACACCUGAACUAAUAAAUUAGGACCUGAACAGCACUUGAUGUGAAGAAUUGAUGCUAAACAUCCAACGACAACACAUACACUUCAUUGAACAUGUACUCAUAGACAUCACCUACAUACUAUGUGCCGAGGCUCAAGGUGUAAUGGAUCAUGGUUGAUCUAUUAUUCGUACAGAUCGCAACCCACAUUUCAGAACAUGUGUUUUUAUUUAUUUGUUCAUUAAUCUUAUAUUUUUAAUGACAGCAUAAAGAUCACCUCUCACGUCAUUCAAAUCCCAUGUAUGAAAGCAUUUAGGAUUUCCUGUCAAAUUUGAUGACGGAAAAAGUUGUGGUGGGUUACUCGGGAUGUGGUGGGUUUCUUAGGUUAUUAAAGCUGUUUUCUGUCAAUACUUGUUUAGCAUGCAUUAAUGCAUUCAGUGUAAGCUGCACAAUUAAUCAUUAAAAGAUCGGGAUCUCAACACCCACGCAACAUCAACUAUAAAUGAUGGUGAUUUGCAUGUUUAUUAAUCCUAAGAGAGUCAGUCUUUAGACUUUUGAGUUAGUUAUGAAGUUACAAGCAGUCAAAUAACACAGAAGUGCUGGGAUAAAAGUUUAUAUUUAAGGUAAAACCACUGAUGUUGAUGGUAAAGAUUAAAAUCACUGUCAUGUGCAUUUAACGACGCUCAAAAAUGAAAGGUGUAGGCAGCAAUUACAUUAGUUAACCAAUAGGUAG
Messenger RNA from Danio aesculapii, 2502 nucleotides. Its product is annotated as GTPase IMAP family member 8. Bases 78 to 1688 code for a protein of 536 amino acids. The transcript is spliced from 5 exons. NCBI's taxonomy places the organism in Eukaryota, Metazoa, Chordata, Actinopteri, Cypriniformes, Danionidae. The record is from RefSeq and is a predicted model, not a curated record. Gene Ontology annotation, molecular function: GTP binding.